Messenger RNA from Cryptomeria japonica (Japanese cedar), 1490 nucleotides. RefSeq lists its product as uncharacterized. NCBI's taxonomy places the organism in Eukaryota, Viridiplantae, Streptophyta, Pinopsida, Cupressales, Cupressaceae. The record is from RefSeq and is a predicted model, not a curated record. The transcript has 8 exons. Bases 184 to 972 code for a protein of 262 amino acids.
ACAACAAUACAAUUUUGAAGCCACUUUAGCCGCGGCCUAUCAUAAGGGUGGACCUCCUCACACAUACUGAACAUAGUAUUGAACUUACAAUCAUACUCUGCCCACUCUCAAUUUCACCUCAGAAGUAACCUCAGGUGCAUUUUGGGCAUUUGCUGUAUCAGUCACUCUUCGGGUGUUGUAACUAUGCACUCUAUCCAAACCAGCUUUACUCGCCAUGCCCACUUUAGCCCAAACAUAAUUGUUUAUAACCGCUUUCACUUCAAUACCAGCAACACUUUCAAACUCGCAGGUUCUGCUUUCCGCAUUCCACGUUUGCGCGUUGCAGUUAAAAAUAGGGAGGAAGCAGAAUGGCAAACUCAGGAAGAAAAACAAUUCGAGGAUGAGGUGGACCCUGCUGAUAUUCUCUUGGGGGAUUUUGACGAUCCCGAAAAAAUGCGGAAACAUGUAGAGAACAGGAUAAAAAAGAAGCAGAAAACUAUUUUUCAGACGAACACUGGGUCAGCUGAGCCAAUGAACGUUCUGUUCAAUAAAUUUGACUACUCUGACUCCUACAUAUGGUUUGAAUUUGAACACGCUCCAUCAGACAACGAUUUAAGGAUUAUCAGCAGUGCAAUACGAUCUUGGUUUGUGCUUGGCCAUUUAGGAGGUUAUAAUUCGAGCAAUAUUCAGUUGACAGAAUUGCCAGUAGAUAGGCAGCCAAGUUAUGAUAUUGAGCAAGCAAAUAAGAACACGGAUGAAAGAAUUACCUUUGAAAACAUUGGGGAUAUAGAGAUUCAGGACAAGUUGGCAAGGAUUUGGGUCGAUAUAGGAAAUUCUGAUCCGUUGACUUUGGAUGUGUUAAUUAACACUCUUAGAUCUUUGAGCUCAGAAUAUAUAGGGAUCAAGCAAUUGGUUUUUGGUGGAAAACGCUGGGGUAACUGGAAAGAAAGAAAGGCAUCUUCAAAAGUCAAAUCCAAAGUAUGGAAAAUUUAAAUUGUUUAAUAUAAGUUGUCCACAAACUCAAAGUCAGCCAUACAGUUGUUAGCAUCUUGUACUUGUGCAAAUGCGAAAGGUGAAAUGCAUAUAUGUUCAGCAAGCUUAUAUCCUGUUAGGACUGUAGUGCUUUUAUGAUGUUUGUUUGUUUCCCUUCUGUUCUGACAAGUCAUCGUGGAUUAGUUGUCUAUUUUAUGACAGAAAGGUACUGGAGCAAGUAUGACAUUUGUAGGAGGAAGGAAAUUUGCAUGAUAUGAUGCUUCCAAUUGCACAAGAGUUGUUGCAAGGCUAAUAGCACAAUCUUGCUAUUGUUGCUUGGUGGACUAAUUUGUCUUCAAUUAGGCCUUUGAUUUUCUUUCUAGAUUUUAAAGGUGCCUAAUAUUACUCUUAAAUUAAAAGAAUAGUUAUGCUUAUUGUACACAGAAGUGGAUUGAAAGAAAUCACACCCCAUAAAGACCAUAUAAGGCACACCCGAGAAAGAAUAUAAAUUAUCGAAUUGGCACAAUUGAUUUUAUUGA